Auxenochlorella protothecoides is the source of this 1212-nucleotide messenger RNA. RefSeq lists its product as hypothetical. The transcript has 5 exons. NCBI's taxonomy places the organism in Eukaryota, Viridiplantae, Chlorophyta, Trebouxiophyceae, Chlorellales, Chlorellaceae. The coding region runs from base 1 to 1212 and encodes 403 amino acids. The record is from RefSeq and is a predicted model, not a curated record.
AUGGGACACUACGCUAUCUACGCAUGUGUACUUGCCCUUCUAUUCAGCCUGUUCAGCAUAGCACUGGCUCAGGAUGCUUGUAGCGGGCAUGGCCGGCUCACGCCCUCCGGAGGGUGUGACUGCGACAACCCCUGGCCGGCUCCCGAGUCCAGGGGCUGGACGGGCAAGGACUGCUCCAUCCCCGUCUAUGGCAGCCCCGCCGACAGCGAGGACAUGACUGACUGGUGUCGGGCUGCGGACCAGUGUGACCAGCUGGAGCCUCAGGCAUGGGUUUGCUUUGCCGCCCAGUUCCCCUGGGACGCUGCUGGGGACUCCUGGAACCACCUGGCGGUGCGCCUGGCGCGGACCAGCCCGGACGAGAAGGGGGACCCCGACCUCUUCGGCCUGUUCUCGGGUGGAAAGCGUGGCCUGGCCGUCCCUACCCGCUCCUCCCAUGGCUACGACUUCCAGGACACCUCUGCCGCCCAGCGUGCAGUGGUGGUGAAGAAGGUCACCAAGGCCGCCCAGGGGCCCGAGGCGGACUACGAGGGCGUUCUGCUCUGCGUCCGCUCCUACGGCGCCGUCCCGGUCGCCUUCUCGCUCAAGGCAGCCAGGAACGUAUGCCCCGUGGGGUUUGACGCCGGCGACGCCAGCCCCCUGAUCUGCAGCACCCGCCAGGAUGCCACAGAGAAGCGAUACGAGGGCUGUACUGCCGAUGGGCAGCAGUUUUACCGCUUCCAUGUUGCCCACGACGACUUCCAAGUCUCACUUGCCAUUGUUGAGGAGAGUGAAACACCAGGCAUGCUGGACCUCUUCCUGAAGGCCGGGGUCCCCCCAUCCACCGGGGUCGGCCAGUUUGACGCCCGCCCCCGCUGGAACGCGGCGGAACGGGACCGGCAGCUGGAGGUGCUGCUGGACGCCCGGCCCUCCCCCGAGCCCUGGUCAGCCACGUUGCGCCCCGGCGACUGGUACGCCGGGGUCCUGGGGGGCCUGCGCCCCGCCAAUUUCACCCUGCUCCUCAACCGCUUCGACUGCCCGCUGGGCUGCUCGGGGCACGGGACCUGCGACCCCGGCACGCCGGUCGACCAGCGACGGUGCACCUGCGACGAAGGAUAUGGGGGCGAGGCCUGCAGCAAGUCGAGGGCGGCGCUGGAAUACGGGGAUGUCGUCCAGCGGGAGCCGGCGCAGUUCGAGUAUGAGUACUUCCUCAUGCCGGCCAUCACAGGCGAGUGA